Molecule: messenger RNA, 708 nt
Organism: Budorcas taxicolor (takin)
Lineage: Eukaryota; Metazoa; Chordata; Mammalia; Artiodactyla; Bovidae
Gene: SYCP3
Product: synaptonemal complex protein 3
Exons: 8
Coding region: 1-708 (235 amino acids)
Biological process (GO): spermatid development; meiotic cell cycle
Cellular component (GO): synaptonemal complex
Source: RefSeq, a predicted model, not a curated record
AUGGUGCCUUCUGGAAGAAAACAUUCCGGGAAGUCUGCGAAACCAUCCGUGGGGGAUCAGGCUAUAAGAGCCUAUGAAUUUGAGCAAGAAGACAAAAAAGAUCUGAGUGGUUCAGAGGAGGAUGCCAUUGAAGAGAAGACCUCAACACUUGAGAAACAUGGGAAGAAAAGGACUUCUGCAGUAGUUGAAGAUAUGGGGGGUGAAGUACAGAAUAUGCUGGAAAGAUUUGGAGCUGAUAUUAACAAGUCUCUUCUUGCCAAGAGAAAGAGACUAGAAAUGUAUACCAAGGCUUCUCUCAAAACCAGUAACCAGAAACUUGAAAAUGUUUGGAAAAUCCAACAAGAGCAAAGGCAAAAGCUUAACCAAGAAUAUUCUCAGCAGUUUCUGACUUUGUUCCAGCAGUGGGAUAUGGAUAUGCAGAAAGCUGAGGAACAAGAAGAAAAACUUGCUAAUCUGUUUCGACAGCAACAAAAGGUUUUCCAACAAUCUAGAAUUGUUCAGAGCCAGAGACUGAAAACAAUUAGACAGUUGUAUGAGCAGUUCAUAAAGAGUAUGGAGGACUUGGAGAAGAAUCAUGAAAAUCUACUUACUGGCGCACAAAAUGAACUUAAAAAAGAAAUGGCUUUGUUGCAAAAAAAAAUUAUGAUGGAAACUCAGCAGCAAGAGAUGGCAAGUGUCCGAAAGUCUCUUCAAUCCAUGUUAUUCUGA